UGAGUUUACAGUUGAGUUGUGAAUAUGGUUUCUCCAUUUUAGUAGUAACUAAAUCCAAUCCUGUUAUCUUUUAGUGGAGGCUAUAUUCCAAAACAUUUAGUCAGUAUCCACCCCCACCAAUAACAGCUGUUCGAUUCUUAGUGACAUUAUUGAUUAGAUCCUAUACUAGCAUUGCCAGAGUAAAUUCAGAAAGGCAUUGGCAUCUGGCUCUGAUUCAGAGUUUGGAUCUAUGACUAUGCUUAGGUUCAUAGAAUCUGCUAAAUUACAAACCAUAUGAAUGGUUUAGUUGUCUGAAUCCAGACAAUGUCAUUUAUUCAAUAACUUGGUUAAUGGAAGGUUUAAUGGAAGGUUACCAUUUGAUUCCCUAUGGCAUGGCAUUACUAAUAAUAUUUUAGGCUUCAGAGAGGAAAAGGUAAUUGGCAAGAUAGUAGAUGUCUGUUUCCAGCCUCAGAAGACUUAACUUCAUAGAUUGGAAUGAUACCCAAAUGUCUUACAAUUUCAUAAAGGAAUGGGUUAUGUUCAGGACAAUGAAGAUGAUCCUUUUCCCCCUAUUGAUAUGCAUGCUCUUAAAUAUAUAACCAAGGUGCCAUGUGUUUGAUCUAUAGUAUUCCUAAGUGUGUACAUUUGGAGAGGAGAGAGCAGAAUUGGACAUUUUGUGAUUAAAUUCAGUUUUAGCUAUUGUCUCAAGGCAGAAGUGGUAGGGGUUCUGUGGUUUCUCUUCCAGAGCUAAAUAAACAGACAUUGGUGCCAUCUGGGUGAGUGAUAACAUUCAUGCUGUCGGGUCUUAGGAGCGCUUCCACAGAGGACUUUUAAGUGCUUCUGGAAGCAGAAGCAGUACAAAAAUGCAUGCAAUGUUAAUAUAACUGCCAUCUUAUCUGUUAUUAAUUUCAUUACGAUAUUGAUCUUAGCAUUUUUACAGUAGAAGUUAUGACUAUUGAAACUCCGACUUUCAGGUCCUAACAGGUAAUCUGGCUGACCUGGUCUGAGAUUGGGAACUAGGCAGGGUUGGGUGUGGUUAUUCAUUGGUUGGGAGACAAAGGAUAAGAUCUUGAAGUGAUUGAGCAACUGAAUAACAACAGGCUAGACUAGCAAGUCAGAAAAUACCUUGGAAGGUGAGGGCAAGCCAUUCACCCAAAACAAAAUAAUCUACCUUGCUUUCCUGCCUUUUGGCAGUUUGUAGAGUGACAACUCAGCAAGGCUUUCUUUUUUCGACAGCAUGGGGUGGGAUGGACUCAAGAGGAAUCGAAUAUUCAUUAUGAUACAUUAUGGUACUUCAGAUCAGAACAAACUUUUUCUGCUACUGGUUUGAGGAAGCUGCAAGGUCUGACACGGGAAAUAUGGUAGAGAGAAAACGAAGGUGUACUGCAUUCUGCACACUUAUCAGAGGAAGAGUUAAAAGAGAUGCCUUGGGGGUUUUGUGGCCCUAGCAGAAACUUUCCACCGUACCAGAAAAAACAGACGAGGCGCGCAGCAGGCGAAUCGCAGCUGAUCGGUUCCCGAAGAGUUGCGGCUGGCUGGCAGUCCCCCAGCCUCCUUUGGCUAAGUGAAAGUUAUGCAAUAACAGCCCCUCCUUCUUGACUUUGAUCGGAUGAAAAACAAAGAGAAAGAAACACAGCAUUCUUCUCCCUCACCCUCCCCGUCGCCCGCAGAAGUGGCAGCUGCACGGCGGGAGCAGCUGUGCAGUGGUCAUCUGUUACUACUCCUGGCAAGUAUACCUUAUAGCUUUCUGCUGAAAAACUAUGAGGAGGAGGAGGAUGAAGAUGACGACCUGUCACUGUCAACAUCCCAGCCCCGUGGGGAUCCUGCCCAGAAUGUGUCUGGUUGUCCAGCUCAGUGCACCUGCCCAACAGAGGAGACAGUGGAUUGUGGUGGCCUUGACUUGCACAUUUUCCCCAGCAAUAUCUCUACAGACAUCCAGCAUCUUUCAUUGCAGAAUAACCAAUUGCAAGAGCUACCCUACCAUGAAUUAUCCCGUCUGAUCAACCUACGAACCCUCAAUCUCCAUGACAAUCUGGUCACCUCUGAUGGUCUUCCGGAUGAAGCCUUUGAGCCACUGCAGUCACUUCAGUACAUCUAUCUGGCCAAUAACAAGCUAUCUGUGGCACCACAGUACCUACCUCACACACUACGCAUUGUGGACCUUGCUGCCAACCACCUGACCUGGGUCUUUCCACUCACCUUUGGGCAUAAGCCUGGUCUCAGGUCUGUUUAUCUGCACAACAAUUACUUGAACAACACUGGUCUGUCCUUUGAUGCUUUCAAUGGCUCGGAUGCUGUCAGUACCCUGAUCCUUUCCAACAAUCGGCUCACCUAUGUGCCCCAAAAUUUGCCCUGUGGUGUUGUUCGCCUCCAUUUGCAGAAUAAUCACAUUUCUCGUAUCCCUAAAGGGGCCUUGAACAGCCAGGGGCACCUCCGGGAGCUUUACCUGCAGAACAAUAAUCUAUCCAGUGAAGGCCUGGCCCAUUCCACCUUCAGCAAGCUGAAGAGACUCGAAUAUCUGGAUCUUUCCAACAACAACUUGACAGAGGUGCCUGCUGGUCUUCCUGCCAACAUAGUAAUACUACAUUUGGGCCGAAACCACUUGAAAGGACUACCGCCUGAGCGUCUUAGCCGUGUGCGAGGCCUGCAGUAUCUUCUAUUGCAAAGCAAUGCUUUGACAGCUUCAGGGAUGCACCCAGAGGCCUUUGCCCACCUGCGCUCCCUGCAUACACUCCAUUUGUACAAUAAUCAGCUAGAUGGAAUCCCACCUGGACUUCCGCGGCGUGUCCGAUCCUUGAUGCUACUGCACAACCAGAUUGCACGCAUUGGUUUGAAUGACUUUGCGGCCACGUAUGCUUUAACUGAGCUCAAUCUCAGUUACAACCGGCUUUAUAGUGCCCACAUCCAUCGCCUGGCCUUCCGUAAGCUUAGGCUCCUAGAAACUCUGGACAUCUCUGGCAAUAGACUCACGCUGCUCCCGGCUGGGCUGCCCAACAGUCUUCAAGUCCUCAACCUUCAGAAGAACCAGCUCAAUGCUCUUUCUCCAGAACGGUUAGUUAACCUCACCAUGCUUAAAGAGCUGCACCUGGCACACAACCGGCUGAAGAUCAGCAGUAUUUCUCCAGGCACUUGGCAUGAGCUGCAUGGGCUCAAGCUCCUGGAUCUGAGUUUUAAUGAGUUGUCAUACGUUCCACCAGACCUUCCAGAAUCACUGGAAUAUCUAUACUUGCAACACAACCGAAUUAUUCUCAUUAUGGCUGAGACUUUCCUGACAACACCCAACAUACGGGUCAUCUCUCUCAGAUCCAAUCGAUUAUUGGCAGCCAAUGUGUCGGAAGAGGCAUUUGCAGACCUGAAAUUCUUAGAAGUAGUAGACCUGGCAGGCAACCCAGAGCCUAUCAGCACCUCUCUCCUGCAAGCUGGACACCAGGCCCAGACUCAGAUGGGCACCUAGGAAGGAAGCCUGGAAGAGAUUACCAUCUGGAAUUCUCUGCACUACUCUACUUCUUUAGGUCUUUUGAUGAAUCUAACCAACCUGCUAACAUCUGGAGGGGGUUUUGUUGUACAGUGUUUAUUCUCCCAGUUUCUGUCAGCCAAAUACAACAAAGCCAGUGCAAGCGAACUGCUUUUCUUCGGAGCAAAACUGGAAUGCUGAUUGCCAAUGGAUCUACAUUUGGCUUGGCUAAGCUUUCCUGGAACUACAGUGACAGUCAUACCCAGAAGAAGUUAGUGCAUCCUCCUGCACUUACUUGCAAUAUUGGCUAGGACAUAAAAUAUUCAGUGGAGCAUUUUCCCCACAGUUCCUUCUUCUGCAUCACUUCUCAUAUGUAUUUCCAAUCUAACAGCCCAGCUGUUGCAAUGAACUAGAAAGUUGCAAAUGCCAAGGUUUUCUUCCCCAUGUGUCAAAUCCCAUUUGUAAAUGAGAUGACAGAAAUGAUAGCUAGCAUCACACAGAAUUACUAACCAGCAUUUUGAUCUCCCACAUUUAUGACUGUCUGAAUAGACUUGAGGCAACAUUAAAAAAAAACUUGCCUUUAGAGAGAACUUGCCUCCAGAAGUCAUGGGUGCUCCAUCAUUGGAGGUUUUCAAGAAGAGACUGGACUGCCAUUUGUCCAGAAUGGUAUAGGAUUUCCUAUGUGAGCAGAAAGUUGAACCAGAAGAGCUCCAAGUCCUUUCCAACCCUAUUAUUCUAUGUUCCAACUGAGGGUCCAUCAUAACAGGAUUAAAGUCAUAAGGCAGGGGUUCUCAACCUUGGCAACUUUUAAGACUUGUGGACUUCAACUCCCAGAAUUCCUCAGCCAGUGCUGGCUGAAGAAUUCUGGGAGUUGAAGACCACAAGUCUUAAAGUUGCCAAGGUUGAGAACCCUUGUCAUAAGGCUUGUAUUUGAGAUCAAAGAUAUCAUCCCUGUGUCAAGGAUGAAGCCAUAGAAACCAAGUUAUUUUAAUAUCAAAUGACUUCAUAAGCUAAACUUGUGUUAGCUUAGCAGAUUAAACUGUUUUUAUUCAGAGAUGGCUGGGAAAAAAAGAAAUUAAAGUUAUAAAAUAGAUGGAAGAUUCCAUGAAAAUGACAUUUUACUGUUGAGUAGACACUUAAACAGAAUCCAGAUUAAAAGGCGGUUUGGAGAAUUUAUUACUGGUACAUUAAAGAGUUUUUGUUUUGAA
Molecule: messenger RNA, 4641 nt
Organism: Crotalus tigris (Tiger rattlesnake)
Lineage: Eukaryota; Metazoa; Chordata; Lepidosauria; Squamata; Viperidae
Gene: PODNL1
Product: podocan like 1
Exons: 11
Coding region: 1589-3433 (614 amino acids)
Molecular function (GO): protein binding
Source: RefSeq, a predicted model, not a curated record